AUGCCUCCCAUAUCACCUCAGCAGCUACGGAGGGUCUAUGAUAUCCUUGCAGAGCGGGAAUAUAUCAGACUACGGACAAGUCAGGUCGCUCGACCAUCUGCAGAACAAGGAUUUUACUCGGUCCGCAAAUCGCUAAGUCAUAGAGCAGACAAUCGAUAUUCCAACAUCCUAGCGUAUGAUCGUACAGCCGUAUCUGUCGAGGGCGAAUAUCUCAAUGCGAAUGUAGUCACAGAUGGGAAAGGUGGCACAUGGAUAGCUGCUCAGGCUCCCUUACCUCGUACUUUUGAUACCUUCUUUCGAGCUCUGUAUCUAGGCUCAGCCACGGGUAGAAGGUCAGAUAGUGCUAUCUUGGUGCAAUUGACAGGAUGGGAGGAGAGGGGUAUGCUAAAGGCAAAUCCAUAUAUGGAUCACGUAAUGGAUCACCUCCCCCUCAAGAUUGUCAAGCAGCAGCGACGAGAUGAAAUCUCAUGCGAUGUCACUGAGAUACUUCUCGGUGAGGACAGGCCCGUUAAAGUUCAUCAUUAUCAUUUUGACUCAUGGCCUGAUCACGGUGUACCUCAGGGUCAAGGCGUGGAAGCUCUGAGUAAGUUAGUAGAUGAGAUACAACAAAGGAAGGAUAGUCUAGGUUGUGAAGUUUGGGUUCAUUGCUCUGCGGGAGUUGGAAGGACAGGAACAUUUAUUGCUCUAUCCUCCCUACGGCAGCCCGGUCUACCCAAACAGUCAUCGCCACUUGGUCCACUCCCGAAAGAACUCUCAGAGGAUGUAGUAGCCCAGACUGUGGAUGUGAUCCGGGAGUGUCGUGGGAUACUGGUGCAGACACCUGAGCAGUUGGGGUUAGUCUAUGAGAUGCAAUAG
This is a messenger RNA of Kwoniella botswanensis, 855 nucleotides long. RefSeq lists its product as uncharacterized. The record is from RefSeq and is a predicted model, not a curated record. NCBI's taxonomy places the organism in Eukaryota, Fungi, Basidiomycota, Tremellomycetes, Tremellales, Cryptococcaceae. Gene Ontology annotation, molecular function: protein tyrosine phosphatase activity. The coding region runs from base 1 to 855 and encodes 284 amino acids. The transcript is spliced from 4 exons. Gene Ontology annotation, biological process: protein dephosphorylation.